This is a messenger RNA of Closterium sp. Naga37s-1, 1527 nucleotides long. The record is from the annotation of a GenBank genome assembly. Lineage: Eukaryota; Viridiplantae; Streptophyta; Zygnematophyceae; Desmidiales; Closteriaceae.
AUGGCUGAAGUGCAGGAGCUAGUUGGCUUCUUACUCUCGCCGCGACCAGAGGUGCAGCGCAUGGCAGUGGGCAUUGUAGCUGGCCUAACCGGCUCAGACGAGGGUCUCAGCAAACUGCUGCCAGAGGCUGACGUCAUAGCCGCUGCUCUGCUGCCACUGCUCUCAGCCAACAAGGAAAUAUCCCUCCCAUCCGCUCAAGCCCUGGUGAACCUAUCUCAGCACGACGUGGCAGCGAAGGCUGUGAUUAAAGCGAGGGGCGUGGAGACAGCAGGAGGGAUGGCCGUGGGGCGCGGGGGAGCAGCAGGGGGGGGAGGAGGAGGAGGGAAGGGGAAGAAUGCAGGGUUGAUGGUGAUGCUGCUCGCGAAUCUGACUCAGCUGGACGAAGGAGCCGAGAAGCUUCUUGAGGUGAGAAUUAUGGGGGUUGGUGAGAAUAGGGGAGCAGGAGGAGGAGAAGGGGGGGAGGAGGAGAAGGGGAGGAGGAGGAGAAGGGGAGGAGGAGGAGAAGGGGAGGAGGAGGAGAAGGGAGGAGGAGGAGAAGGGGAGGAGGAGGAGAAGGGGAGGAGGAGGAGAAGGGGAGGAGGAGGAGAAGGGGAGGAGGAGGAGAAGGGGAGGAGGAGGAGAAGGGGAGGAGGAGGAGAAGGGGAAAACCGAGGGCCCAGUGGGUCCGUGCCUCUCCUCGCCUCGCUCACAAGGCGAUUCGCUACGAGUGCCGACAGGGAGGAGUGGCAGGAGGACGAGUACGAGCAUGUGGCCACCAUUCCCCUGUCAAAGCUGCUCUGUUGGAAGUAUCCAGGAAGAUGCAAUUGCAACCCAAGAAGUCCCCCCUCCCUCCUCCCCCUCACCCCCUCUCCCCCACCUUUUCCCCCACUUUCCCCCCUCUCUCUCCCCCUCUUUCCCCUUUGCCUCCAGCCCAGUGGGUCCGUGCCUCUCCUUGCCUCCCUCACAAGGCAAUUUGCCAUGAGUGCCGACAGGGAGGAGGGGCAGGAGGACGAGUACGAGCACGUGGCCACCAUUCUAGUCAACGCCACGCGGCUGGAAGCUGCCAGGAAGCUGCUCCUGGACCCGGAAAAGAAGCUUCUAAGGCAGAUCCUGCCGCAAACGUCGUCUCCGAACCGAAACCGCAGUCAAGGAGCCAUGGCAACAGUCAGAAACUGCUGCUUCGACGCUAGUUCAGGGGCCCUGCCCUCACUGCUGCUCCUAGCUGACCUGCUCUGGCCGUCGCUGCUUCUUCCACUCGCUGGGACGAGAGAAUACAGCAAGGAGGACAGGGAGCAGAUGCCGCCAGAGCUGGCGGUACCACUAUCUAUGGAGCGACCUCCUGUGACCGACGGCAAGCUCAGGGCCGAUGCUGCUGAUGCUCUCUUCCUCAUUGCCUCUGAGGAGGCGGGCAGAAAAGCUCUGUGGUCCGUACACGGUGCAAGAAUACUCCAGGUGGGGUAUGAGGAUGAGGAGGAUCCAACGGUCAUGGAAGCCAUGGAGAGAGUUGGUUCCCUGGUGAGUGGACGGGGAUGUGAUGUGGUGGUAUGA